Molecule: messenger RNA, 5573 nt
Organism: Capsaspora owczarzaki ATCC 30864
Lineage: Eukaryota; Filasterea; Ministeriida; Capsasporidae
Product: Mast4 protein
Exons: 9
Coding region: 1-5487 (1828 amino acids)
Biological process (GO): peptidyl-serine phosphorylation; intracellular signal transduction
Molecular function (GO): magnesium ion binding; protein serine/threonine kinase activity; ATP binding
Source: RefSeq, a predicted model, not a curated record
AUGCAGGACGACGCUGGGCGGCCUGGCGCACCGCAUCAACAGCAGCAGCAGCAGCAGCAGCAGCAAGAAGCGCCGGCUUCGUCCUCCUUCUCCACUUCCUCGCUGUCGUCCAAGGCCGUCAUCGCUUCUGCCGCCGCCGCCGCCACAGCACGGCCCACACCCGCCGCCUCGCUUGCCCCACUCGCAGCAGCAGCAGCAGCGCCCGCACUUGAGACUGUAGUGGCGGCGCCGUCGUCGUUGUCGUCGGGGCUGGCUGACGAAUCUGGUACGCAAGUGGCGGGUUUGGCAAUCAACACCCAUUCCGAUGAUGCACGACCCGCCCUGAUGACUCGACCAACGACAUCCAUGUCCGUCGACGCGGCGACCGUCUCGGACGUACACGGCGCCGGCAGCACCAGCACUAGUACCAGCACCAGCAGUGCGAGUCCCAGUCGACCGGGCAAGCGACAUGCGCCGCUGAGCGUCAUCUCGUCCAACGCGAACGCAAACGCCGACAAUAACGACGCCGCCGACGACGACGUUAGUGCUUCCGCUCGCGCUACUGGCUCGUCCGCGCAGGUCGCUGGACCGUCGCCACACCAACCACAGCAGCACCAGCCAUCCCAGCAGGCAGUCGAGCGUGGCCACCAACCCGCCACCGAGGCAGACCAAUGUUCGCCAUCUGAGCGGCCACAACAAUCCCAAUUUGUCGCUUCGACCGCCAUUCCGACUUUGACUCCCUCUGCCAACACGACCACCACUACCACCACGACCACCACCAACAACUCCUCGGCAAUAACCAGCACAUCCAAUCCUAGCACGGGCAGUAGCAGCAGCAGCAGCAGCAGCAGCAGUGGAGAGCGCAGCCCUGUUCGCCGAAGAGGCAUCAAGCCGAGGUCCAACACGUACUCUGGCAAUCCCAUUUCCUUCUUUGACGGAGCAACUGCUUCUGCCUCUGCCGCUGCCGCUGCUUCUGCCACGCCGAGUGUCGCAGCAGCUGCACAUGCCGUCACGGACAUUGAUACUGUACCAUUGUCGCCUCAGGUGAUGGGCUCGCCUCGCAUGGAGUCGCAGCACGCGGCGGCAGCAGCGGCAGCAGCUGCGAGUUAUGCGCAUCAGCGCGAGCUCUUACUUCGCCCUCUCGAAUCGAUGGAGUUGAUGACGCCUGCUGCUGCUGCUGGUACUAGCGCAAACAUCCCACCAGGUGCCGUUGCUGCUGCUGCUGCUGCUGCUGCUGCUGCUCCUGCUGUUGUUACGGCGGCUGCUGCAGCUUCAACUCCAGCAGCAACUUCCUCGACGCAAUUUGUCGAUCAAAUUGUGCGCCAGUACCAUCCUGGAGCGAACGACUCGCCACCCAUCAGUGGUCUCAAUAACGGCAUGCUCACGGCGUUUUCCGGAGGCAACGGGUCUAUCCUGUCGCUCACCAGCAGCAGCUCGAGCCAGACGCCAACCAACUAUGCGUCGCCUGUCGCCACUGCCAAGCAGCUCCCUUCGCUGAGUUCGCCGACCAUGCGAAGCGUUUCGCCAACGUCCCGAUUUUCCUCCAAACGGAUUUCUUUGCCAACGAUGCCGACCAUCUCGACAGAGCAGCCAGCGCCGUCAUCAUCCUUCGACCAACACCAAACCACGCCGGCACAGCAGCCACCAUCGUCAGCCCCUCGCUCGUUACAUUCAGCCUCUGCAUCGUCGCAGUCACUGCAACUCCCAGGGUCGUAUGCCAACAGCAACUUGUCGUUUUCGUCCGCCUCGCUUUCGUCCAUGUCCUCCGCCAGCACGGGCUCGAUCAAUUCCCUCUUUUCCGAGAUGGACGGCCCAGCCUCAAGUCAGUAUCACCAAUCACUCGACCCCGUGCCAGAGUCCGAGACCCCGGCGCCUCCACGGUUUGGUGCAACGCUCUUUGCGUCAGACCGAAUGUCACCUUCAGGCGGAAACAUGUCGCCUGCGCCGUCUCCUGCAUUUUCAGACGAAGAGCGCAGCUGGCGGCGAAAGCAGCUCCUCGGUCGAUCGGAACCCUCCUUGCCCAGCUUGCAGCUCGACGCCCCGCCGAAAGCCUCCACUCGGCCAAGCAGCAGCAGCAACACUGGCGUUGGCGCGGGACUGCGCGGCGCGAGUGCCCCCGGCUUUGCCUCUCCAUCCCCUCGAUCCGCCGUGGAAGUAGAGUCCUCGCUCAGCUUUUUCCCAUUCGAUGGGCUUACACCCGGAGCUGCAAUUCGCCCUGCGGCAAAAGGCGCACCCGCAAUGGGUGGUGUCACGAGCGGAAUAUCCGCGAGCAACUCCAAUCUCAGCACGCUGGGGCGGCGAAGCAUGCCUGGGCAUGGACGCCAAGCAUCCAUCACGUCAAUAUCGAGCGACUCGCCGCCUCGUCGGUCUUCGGGGGACAGCGGGAGCAGCGCUGCUCUGGACGAGGAAGAAGGUGGCAGCUUCCGUGGCCGCUCUCACUCGAUCGAAAAUCGACGUCGUCUACGGCGGCCGUCCGAGGGCGAAGACACUGAGCUGGGCUCGCCUCGAGCUCGCAGCCUGAGUCCUGUGCGACGACUGGAUGUGGAUGCCGGAUUGUCCUUGUUUGGCACGACGUUCCCCAAGGUGAAGCUUCACCUUGAAAAGCAACUUGGCCAGUUCAUUGUGACCACCGAACACCGGUCGCAGGCUUUGGCGCAAACGAUGGAAGAGUCGGCGUCGCCUGCCUUGAGUCGGAGUGGAAGCCUUUCGAAUCUUUCGCCGUACGGACCCUCACCGCUCACGCGCAGUGCCACGGCUGCAGGCACCGUGACUGCCCCGUCUGCGAUUGGGACGGCCGUACCACCCUUGACGUCGUCCACGCUUAUCAACAACUUGCUUGGCAUGACCGGGCGAGCCACACCCCCGCCACCGGCCUCGGCGCCUGCAACAACUCAGUCCGUUCCAAUGAUUGGCGUGGUGGCUGGGUCGCCUGUUUCCGCCGGUACGCCAACCGGUAGCACCUCCAGGAGCGAAUUGAAUGUGUUUGUGCCCGCCACUUCGCCGCUUGCCUACUCGAGCGCCUCGCAGCAGCCCCUGGUCAGUCCUCGCCUCGCCCUAGGCCGUUCCAGUCGUGACGAUUCCUCGCGGCCUGAGUCGCCGCUGCCAACCACGUCUUCCAGCCAAAUCCACCAUUUUCAUGAUGGCACGUCGCCCAUUGCUUCGACCGGCUCGAUACCAGCACUGGCGGACAACAGCACUGCCUCGCUCAAUUCGCCUGUGACCUUGCGACGGCGUAGCAUAACCCCAACUGCCACACGCCGAAUGAGUGUUGAGGACCGACGCUCUGAAACGCGAUUGCUUCAAUGCUUGACGGCCUUUGCAACCGAUCUUUUGGCGAUUUCCACCGAGAAUCGCUUGAAUGGUUACGUGCUGCGUCCCUUCCUAAGCAAACUCCAUGGGUUUUUGGAGUCGAUUGCUGGCCGCUUUCCCCUCGUUCUCCGCUCUGCCCGCGAGCUGCUGUACAUUUGCUCCCGUCCCGCUCGGCUGAUUGAGUGUUUGGAAUUCGAUCCAGAAGCCUACUACCGCUCGCUCGCCUCGCCAGAACAAGCUCGACGCACCAUCGAUCUAGAAGCGUUCGAUCCUGCCAAGUAUGUUUCAAGUCGCAUGAUGCUGCGUCUCGAACGGUUUGGAACGCAAAUUGCAGCGCUCGAGCAAAUGCCAGAUUAUGCGACUGGACGGUAUAGCAAGGAAAUUGACACGCUCGAGCAGCAGCGCGAUGCCAUGAUGGCACGCCUGAACAUCCUUCGGUCGCAAUCGGGGCUGAACAUGCGGGAAAAUCCUCUCGCCCGGCGCUUUCCUCUUGGAGAUAACCCUCUUGCUGGGGUUCGUCCUCCUUCGCCAUCCAGAGGGCUGGCCACCAACAUUGAGCAGCACUCUGCCUCGUUCAAGCCACACUUGCGCUCUUCGGCAGCGGCGAGUCUGGGCCAAGGAUACUCAAAUGAACCUGCUCCCGCCAGUUUCCUGUUCCGACAGAGCGAAUCCAUACUUCAGUUUGCCAAAAGCGGCCUCCUUGCUGGGCUGCAAGAAGAAGGGUCGUUGGGAGAGGGCGAGGACGAAAGCACGCCAUUCUCCUCUGCAACCUCCAGCCGCUCGUCCAUCGCCAACACGACAGCUGCACAAGCAGCGACAGCCACAUUCGCGGCCUCGCGGUCCAAUAGCUUCAAGCUAUCCGCUGCAGUCUCGGACUUUUCUUCGGCGGCGCCGAGUGAAAUCCCUCUCGGGCGCCGUCUAUUGCCUCCACGCGUGCCUCGCAAGUCGGACUUUGACUAUCUCAAGCUUAUUAGUAAAGGCGCGUACGGCUCGGUGUUGCUGGCUCGACACAAGGAAACACACGAACUCUUCGCCAUCAAGGCGCUCAAAAAGCGAGAAAUGAUUCUCCGAAACCAGGUCGAGAAUGUUUUGGCCGAACGCGACAUCUUGGCGGUGGCCAACAAUCCGUUCGUCGUGUCCAUGUUUGCAUCCUUCCAAAGCAAAAACCACUUGUACUUGGUGAUGGAGUUUGUCCAAGGCGGUGACUGCGCGACGUUGCUCAAGGCCCUUGGGGCGUUUUCGGAAGAGAUGGCUCGAACCUACGUUUCCGAGACUGUGCUGGCGGUCGAGUACCUUCACACCAAUGGCAUUAUUCAUCGCGACCUCAAGCCGGACAACUUGCUCCUCACCGAAAAUGGCCACAUCAAAUUGACCGAUUUCGGCCUGUCGCAAAUCGGCUUGGUGAAUCGCACGGCCACGCUGUACGAGCGCAGUCUCAGCAUGGAGCGAGGCCACUCGCGCCAGACCUCCGAAGGCGCCAACAUGUCGUUUGACAGCAGCUUUUCUUCUGACAUGGCCGAGACAGCCCUUCCGCCACAUGUGCCAGCGAGUGGGGGCGCAACAACAACAACUGGCUCUUCUGCGCAUGCGCAGUCGCAGCAUCGCGCUGCGCCAUGUGUGGGCACGCCAGACUACAUGGCGCCCGAAAUUAUUCUCGGCUCAGCUAUUGGUCCCGAAGUGGACUGGUGGGCUUUGGGUGUGAUGACCUUCGAGUUCCUGACCGGAGUGCCACCGUUCAGGGGCAACAGUGUCGAAGAGUUGUUCCGAGACACGUUAAAAGCAGAGAUUGACGCUGACGAGCUGUCAGAGUGCAGUCCUGCUGCGCAAGAAUUCAUUUCACGUCUGCUCGCCUACAAUCCGACAGAUCGGCUUGGGCACAAUGGUGCCGAUGAAGUCAAAUCGACGGCAUUCUUUGAGUUGCUGGACUGGGAUUCGCUGUUGAUGCAGCGCGUAGAGUUUGUGCCAGUCCUGGACUCGGAAGAUGACACAAAAUAUUUCGAUACUCGUUUGGACCGUUACCCCGACCGCGCGACAAGCCCGUCUCCGCACCGUCACCCUGGCUCCUCCGAGCCCAACACGGACGACAAGCUGACUGAAAUGCACUCUGCCUUUUCGAGGUUUUCAUUCCUCAAUCCCUCCGUUUCCGCGACCAUGCUCCCCGAGGCUGUCACCUCUGAGGACCGCACGAGCGACGUGUAGCGUUGUUAUCGUCAUAUGGACGAGUUGUGGUUUCGUCCUUUCUGUUUUCGCUCGUGGUCGCUCGUGAUCUAAUUCUUCUCUUGUUA